Caenorhabditis auriculariae is the source of this 2136-nucleotide messenger RNA. Lineage: Eukaryota; Metazoa; Nematoda; Chromadorea; Rhabditida; Rhabditidae. The record is from the annotation of a GenBank genome assembly.
AUGACCUUGGAUAAAAGAUUGACUUGCAUAGAGUUCUACUGCGGCAUUGGUGGAAUGCACUACGCUUUGAAAGGUUCGAGAUGCAUUUUGGAUGUAUUUUCCAUGAGAAUGAAGAAGUUGAAAGAACAAUAUAAAAAUAAAAUUAGGGACGCGAAUUUUCAUAUCAAACCAACUCAGGCGGUUUCUCAAUACUUUUAGAAAAAAAAUAAGUUUUUUUUAAAUGAGAAUCUUUGUUCUUAUAUAGGUAUUAGUAAGACGGUCAAGUAGAAUUAGGUUUUUCCGAAAAGGAAUCAAACUCCAGGAACCUCAAAAUAAAAAAGGCCAAAAUAGAUUGGAAGCAGUUCAACUUUAGCGCCGAAACUGAGCAGCACGAUUUUUUGUCAACUCAAAUUUCUUUGUUUUGCGGUUCCCGGAGAUCUUUCGCCCUUUUGUCUCGCUUUCACACUGUGAGAUCUGCUUUCGAGACAAGGCAAACAUGGAAAUUUAGCAUGGUUUGGCGGAUCGAAAAACCUUGUUUUAGUAUUUUUUUUUUAUUGUUUAUGGAAGAAAUUUUUUUGAAAAAAAUUGCACUUGAAAAAGUUCGAAGGUGAAUGGUUUUUGAAAUCACAGCUCUUCUCAUUUAAUAAAAAAACAAAAAAACACAAAUAAAAAAAGACUUUCCAAAGAUCUGAGAUGCUUUUUCACAUUUUUUGGUGUUAAUAUUUUAGUAAUUUUGGGCUCAAAUGCUUCUUCCAACACAAAUUUUGAUUAAUAAUCUCAUAAAAGGUUUCAAAUAAUAAGUGAGGAUUGUCGACUUAGAACUUUUUUUUAUUUUAUUCAUUGCAGAAAUUCAACCCGAAUCGGAAGUUCGUGCCGCCGUUGACAUCAACCCGUCGGCUCUCACCAUUUACGCCCACAAUUUUCCUACAACUUCUAUUUUGAACAACAAUAUCCAGGUAAUACUGCUUUUGUUUGUGGCCACCUUUUUCAGUCUUUCCAAGCCGAAAAGCUCGACAAACUGAAUGCUGAUUUGUGGACGAUGAGUCCGCCUUGUCAGCCUUUCACCAAGUUUGUUUUUAGUUUUUUCUGAUUUCUAAUUUCUAAUUCAUCAUUCAAUUUUUGAAGCAUUGUAUGUUCUGCGCAAUUACGCAAUCUCUAGGAAUUCAAUCAAUUUUGCUCAGGAAAGGACUCCAAAAGGGUCAUGAAGACGAAAGAUGCGAGUCCCUAAAGGUUCUACUUGAUCAACUUGUUCUGAUGGAACGCCCGCCACGGUUUAUUUUUCUCGAAAACGUCGUUGGAUUUGAAUCCUCGGAGAUGCACGAAGAGCUUCUCGAUCGCCUUUGGAGCAAAGGUUACAUCUUUGAAGCAAGUUUUUUUUCUCAAAUUUGGGCGAAUUCUGUUCCACAUAGUAAUUUUUAUUGUAAAUUGAAUCUUCUUCUAAUAAUCAAAAUUGUUUCAUAUUUACAAGAACCAGUUGAUUCACUGUUAGCUACUGUACUUUCAGCUGAUUCUCAAUAGAUUAACGUUCUUUUUUUCCAAUAAAAUAUUUGGUUUUCAGGAAUUCAUACUUUGUCCUACUCAGUUCGGAGUGCCCAAUCGUCGACCGCGCUACUACCUUCUGUGCAGAAGGAGAAGAAAUAACGAACCCAUUCGAACUGAAAGAAUAAAGAAAGAGCCGCCUGUUCCAUCCUUGGUCCCAGAUCCGAUAGGAAACUUCAUUGAGAAAAUCAACGACGAAGAUGAAUCCUUGCGCCUUCCGCAGAAGUCCUGCGAGAAGUUCCGCGCGGCCCUCAGCGUAGUUUCCUCGCAGAGCAGGACUUCAGCUUGCUUCACAAAGUCCUACACACAUUAUCUCACUGGCUGCGGAUCUUUCUAUGAUAUACAGGGGGAUUCUACUGACUGCGAAACUAAUAAAAUCAAGGUAUAUCACUCACAGCAAAUUUCUAGAGUACCAAAAGCUGAUAUCUUCAGGAAACGGAAAUCGAAGGCUUGAAAAUCCGAAGAUUGACCCCAAGAGAAGUGGCCAAUUUGAUGUGCUUCCCUGCCGAAUUCCAACAACCGCCAAACAGUUCCGAUAAGCAAAUGUAUAAAACUCUGGGAAAUUCUGUCAAUGUCCGGGUCGUUUCUCUAUUGUUAAAGUAUUUACUGUCACAGUGA